GUAGGGAGUAGUUAAUGCACGAAGGGGAAACUGGUGAGUGGCGGAGGGGCAAUUCGGUCACACCAAAAAAGCCAACGGCCAGUUCAGUUUCCCGGAAGGAGGGAAGAAGCACUCGAAACACGGAUAAAAGGGGGAAAAAAUGGAGAAGCAAAAGGGAGAGAAGAAGAAAGCACCACGACGACAAACGGCCCCAGUGAGCGAGUGUGAGGACCAAGGCUGACGAACGAGUGUGAGAGUGAACAGUAGCCGCGCCGGCGAGAGUGCGAAUUUGCUCUUUGCGCUGCCUCCCUCUCUCACGCAGACGAGCCAUCCUCUCUCGCGGCUUUUUCUCCAACAGAUUUCGUCCUGAUCUCCCCCCCUGCGGAAGGGGGACGCUGCCGUGUGCCGUGCCGGAGCGCGUACGCUGAAUAAGCCCCCACCUGGCUGGCUCCAGAAGCCUUCUCGAGAGAGAGGCCAAGGAGAGAGCACGCAGCGGCGCCUACAUAAGCGAGGAACCCGUGUGUUUUCCUGUUCCCGUGUGUUUUCAUUGCUCGGCGGCGGGAUCCUGACGGGCAAAGAAGAGGGUGGUGGUGCGGCGACGAUGGCUGAGGUGAAGCCGGAAGAGAUCAGCUACCCGCCCAUGGAGCAGCUGCAGGGGUUCGAGUACUGCAUCGACUCCAACCCUCCCUGGGGGGAGGCGAUCAUACUGGGAUUCCAGCACUACAUCCUGGCGCUGGGCACGGCGGUGAUGAUCCCGGCGGUGCUGGUGCCCAUGAUGGGCGGGAGCGACGGGGACAGGGUGAGGGUGGUGCAGACGCUGCUGUUCGUCACCGGCAUCAACACGCUGCUGCAGUCGCUGUUCGGGACGCGCCUGCCCACGGUGAUCGGCGGAUCCUACGCGUUCGUGGUCCCGAUAAUGGCCAUCAUACAGGACUCAUCGCUCGCCGCCAUACCCGACGACCACGAGAGGUUCCUUCAGACCAUGAGGGCGAUACAGGGGGCACUCAUCGUGUCCUCCAGCAUUCAGAUCAUCCUCGGCUACAGCCAGCUGUGGGGCAUUUUCUCCAGAUUCUUCAGCCCGUUGGGGAUGGCGCCAGUGGUUGCAUUGCUCGGGUUUGGCCUUUUCGAAAGAGGAUUCCCUGUGGUUGGGAGAUGCGUUGAGGUUGGACUUCCAAUGUUAAUUCUGUUUGUCGUGCUUUCUCAGUAUCUGAAGAAUGUACAGAUAAGAGAUAUUCCAAUACUGGAGAGGUUCUCCCUGUUCAUCUGCAUCGCGUUGGUUUGGGCCUAUGCUCAAAUCCUCACUGCAGGUGGCGCGUAUAAGCAUAGCCCUGAGGUCACUCAGAUCAACUGCCGCACUGACCGUGCCAAUCUCAUCUCUUCCGCGCCAUGGAUUAAGAUCCCUUUUCCACUACAAUGGGGCGCACCAACUUUCAGUGCCGGUCAAUCCUUUGGUAUGGUAUCUGCUGUUCUGGUAUCGCUAGUAGAGUCCACGGCUUCUUACAAAGCUGCGGCUCGGCUUGCAAGUGCUACUCCACCUCCAGCACAUAUCCUCAGUAGAGGCAUUGGGUGGCAGGGAAUUGGUAUCCUUCUUGAUGGGCUAUUUGGAACGGGUACUGGCUCCACCGUGUCAGUGGAGAAUGUCGGGUUGUUAGGAUCAACGAGGAUCGGGAGCCGACGAGUUAUACAGAUCUCUGCCGGCUUCAUGAUCUUCUUCUCCAUGCUAGGAAAAUUUGGAGCAUUGUUUGCUUCCAUCCCAUUUACCAUCUUUGCGGCCGUGUACUGCGUCUUGUUUGGACUAGUUGCGGCAGUGGGGCUCUCCUUCUUGCAGUUUACUAACAUGAACUCCAUGCGCAACCUCUUUAUCGUCGGUGUCUCCAUCUUUCUUGGCCUAUCUGUGCCCGAAUACUUUUUCCGGUACAGCAUGGCCGCUCAGCGUGGCCCUGCGCACACAAAAGCUGGAUGGUUCAACGACUACAUCAACACUAUCUUCUCAUCGCCUCCGACGGUCGGACUGAUCGUGGCCGUCUUCCUGGACAACACGCUGGAGGUGAAAAACGCGGCCAAGGACCGGGGGAUGCCAUGGUGGGUACCGUUCCGGUCGUUCAAGGGGGACGCCAGGAGCGAGGAGUUCUACAGCCUGCCCUUCAACCUCAACCGCUUCUUCCCUCCGUCUUAAAACCAGCACGGGGAGAAGUUUGAGGGAAACGGGGAUUUCGUCGCUGAUGCGCGAUCGAAUCGUUUGUGUCUGUGUCAGAAAGAACUCAGAAUGCUGAGCAGAGGCAAUGUAGAUGUUCUUCUAGUUGGCCAUUAUUUCAUUCGUUGAUUUUGUUGUGCUUA
Messenger RNA from Oryza sativa Japonica Group (Japanese rice), 2316 nucleotides. Its product is annotated as nucleobase-ascorbate transporter 2. Gene Ontology annotation, molecular function: transmembrane transporter activity. Lineage: Eukaryota; Viridiplantae; Streptophyta; Magnoliopsida; Poales; Poaceae. The record is from RefSeq and is a predicted model, not a curated record. Gene Ontology annotation, cellular component: membrane. Gene Ontology annotation, biological process: transmembrane transport.